AUGAUGGCCUGUCAGUACUUGAGGACUGGUCGGGGGCUCCGCCUUCAUGGAUCCUGUUCGACCGGCGGUGCCAGAGACCGUUCAUUCGGUGCAAUGGUGAGGUCAAUGCUCCGAGGGAUUGCAUCCCCCAACCAGAAGGCCCGACCUCCUUGCUGGGCGCAUUGGGAAGCUGCUGUUCGCGUUCCUCGCAAGGAACUGAGAAAGCCUGUUGUUUGGAAAGCCUGUCCAGUGGCAGCUGUUGCUAUAUCCAGCCACGUUUUGUCGAUGAGAAUUCACAACGGUUUAGGGAUUGUGAGGCAAAUACAUGGAUUGGGACAAGACGCAACAGAGGUGUGGCUGGGGGAAAAGAAUCUUCUUAGAAAUUCAGGUUCCAGGGAUGUUCGCAUAAUUCCCCACUCGAAUCAUGUAAUGGAAGACUUCUGUCGGCCAACUAGUCUUCAUUGUUGA
Aspergillus niger is the source of this 447-nucleotide messenger RNA. RefSeq lists its product as hypothetical. The coding region runs from base 1 to 447 and encodes 148 amino acids. The record is from RefSeq and is a predicted model, not a curated record. The transcript is spliced from 4 exons. Lineage: Eukaryota; Fungi; Ascomycota; Eurotiomycetes; Eurotiales; Aspergillaceae.